Messenger RNA from Angiostrongylus costaricensis, 903 nucleotides. The record is from the annotation of a GenBank genome assembly. NCBI's taxonomy places the organism in Eukaryota, Metazoa, Nematoda, Chromadorea, Rhabditida, Metastrongylidae.
AUGCCGAUGGCAGCAGAUCGUCGAGCUGUGGCUGAGUACGCUCGUGCUUACGGCGGAGCUGCGGCUGCGAAACGUUUCGGAGUUCCACCUCCGGUAUCAACCUAUUAUCAUCGGAAAGAAAGCAACAGUGGUAAAUUUAUUAAAUUUCCGCCUCCUACUCCUGGGGCAUUACCAACAUCUCAGCCGCAAGCGACUUCUGCUUCGGCAGCCAAUCCACCACCACAGGCUGCAGCGGGAAUGUUCUCACCGGCUGUGGUCGAUAUGCUUCGAAUGAACGCAGCGCAUGCAACGGGUUCUCCAGGUUUCUUACGAGGGCGAGGUCGAGGACGUCCGAAAUUGAUCGGUGAUGAACUUGAUGCUGAUCUCGUUGAUUAUAUGGUGACGGUGAAGCAAGCAGAUCCUCAUGGUCAUCUGACAGCUUCUCAAGCGCUCAUCAUAGCCAAACAGUACAUUCUUGAGAAAGCACCUGGAUUACUAGAAGAACAUGGUGGUCAUGUGAAGCUGAAAUUGACAUGGGCAAUGAAGUUGGUAUCCAGAAUUGCAGAGCGACAAAAAGAGAUGGAAUUAGGACUACCAGCUGGUAGCCUAUCGAACAUGGGACGCUUAAAUAACUCGUUGACUGGUGGUGGAUUUAUGGCAGAUAUGAUGACGCAGAACAUUCUUAGUCAUCAUAUGAUGAUGAAUAUGAACUCUCAGAUCAAGCAGGAAAUUCCGAGUACGGAGGAACAGAAAGAGGAUGUUCAGCCUGCAGUUGGUGCACCUGAAAUACUCAACAUCAAGGAACUCAAUCUUCCAUUUCUAAAUAACCUGUUUGGCGGCUCCGAUGAAAACUCAGGUCUCAUUGAAGGUGAACUACCUACAGAAAAUGAUCAGGAAAUGAACCUUGCCAAUGCUGCAAACUGA